Microplitis demolitor is the source of this 1158-nucleotide messenger RNA. RefSeq names its product protein obstructor-E (gene Gasp). Gene Ontology annotation, molecular function: chitin binding. Gene Ontology annotation, cellular component: extracellular region. The transcript is spliced from 4 exons. Lineage: Eukaryota; Metazoa; Arthropoda; Insecta; Hymenoptera; Braconidae. The record is from RefSeq and is a predicted model, not a curated record. The coding region runs from base 116 to 913 and encodes 265 amino acids.
UAUCCAUACCAGAGAAGACUAUAUACAAUUUAGUUGUAUUACUUUACUAAUUUUUAGUAUAUACUUGAUAUACUAAAAAUAACUAUUUAAAUAAAAUAUUUUAAAAAAUAUAAAAAUGAAGUACUACUUAAUCUCAGCUAUUCUUAUUCUUGGAUCAAAUGCACAGGAAACUUUCAAAUGCCCUGAUGAUUUUGGCUUCUAUCCUCAUCAUUUAUCAUGUGACAAAUAUUGGAAGUGUGACAAUAAUGUUGCUGAGUUAAAAACUUGUGGAAAUGGUCUUGCUUUUGAUGCUUCAGAUGCUAAAUUUCUUACUGAAAAUUGUGAUUAUUUGCACAAUGUUGAAUGUGGUGAGAGAACGCAACUUGAGCCUCCAAUCAGCACUCCUCACUGCUCUCGUCUCUAUGGUAUUUUUCCGGAUGAGAAAAAAUGUGACGUCUUCUGGAAUUGCUGGAAUGGCGAAGCAUCCCGGUACCAAUGCAGUCCUGGACUUGCUUACGAUCGCGAAGCUCGUGUUUGUAUGUGGGCCGAUCAAGUAGCUGAAUGCCGAAUUGAUGAGGUAGCUGGAGGCUUCGGAUGCCCAGCUGCUGGAGAAAUUGCUGGAGCUUCGGGAAGCUUUUCCAGGCACGCACAUCCUGAAGACUGCAGAAAAUACUAUAUUUGUAUAGAAGGUAUUGCUAGAGAAUACGGAUGUCCUGUUGGCACUGUUUUCAAAAUUGGUGAUUCCGAUGGAAGUGGUGCUUGCGAAGAUCCAGAAGAUGUUCCCGGAUGUGAGGAUUACUACGGUGACUUGGAUCUGAAAAGCAUAAGAAAAAGUGAACUUCUGGCUGGUAUAGAUCAAUCAAAUUCAGGCAAACCACAAGCAAAGCCCAGGCCGAAUCACGUAUCAUCGAGACCUCAACCUGUUCAAGAAUAAUUAAAUAUCAUUACUGAUAAUCAUUUUACUUUCUUCACUAAUAUUACGUAAAAAAAUUCUCAAUAUCUUUAAGAUGAUUAAAAGUUCAUCGUGAUGUUGGUUGGAGUGCCAAAGCUGUGACAAAAUUGUAAAAAAAGAUCAAAUAUGAAAAUUUUUAUAUCUUGGCUAUUUAAAUAUGUAUAAAAAAAAAUUUGCCUUAUUGUUCAUAACUAUUUUUAAAUGAAAAUAAAAAACAUUAAUAAAUA